CACUCGGGAGACCAGCCCGGCGCGUGGCCCCUGCAGGCGAGGCGAGAAGGCAAGCCAAGUUCCCCUUGCGCUCUUGCGCCUUUCAAGGCCCCCCGCGCCCGCAGCGGGCACAAAGUAACCCCGGGCCACUCAGAACUUAAGUGCCCCACUAGACCCAGCGGGCCUGCCCUCAGCCGGGCUUCUGCCAUCUAGUCAUCGUUCGAUCCAUCCGUCGAUCCUGCACACCGCAGCGAUGCCAGCACCUCUGGAGACCUGCCUCUCCGACCUCGACUGCGCCAGCAGCAGCGACCUGUCCGGCUUCCUCACCGACGAGGAGGACUGUGCCAGGUUCCAAUCUCCAGCCCCCGUCUCGGGGCCGCCCGCGCCCGCCCGCAGGGGUGCCCGAGGGAUGCCCGCAGCGUCUGAUGUUCCAGGGGCUCAGGACGAGGAGCAGGAGCGGCGGCGGCGCCGGGGUCGCGUGCGAGUGCGCUCGGAGGCGCUGCUGCACUCCCUGCGCAGAAGCCGGCGCGUCAAGGCCAAUGACCGUGAGCGCAACCGCAUGCACAACCUGAACGCGGCGCUGGACGCGCUGCGCAGCGUGCUGCCCUCCUUCCCCGACGACACCAAGCUCACCAAGAUCGAGACGCUGCGCUUCGCCUACAACUACAUCUGGGCGCUGGCCGAGACACUGCGCCUGGCCGAUCAAGGGCUGCCCGGGGGCGGUGCCCGGGAGCGUCUCCUGUCUCCGCAGUGCGCGCCCUGCCUGCCCCGGCCCCCGAGCCCGGCCAGCGACUCUGAGUCCUGGGGCUCCGGUGCUGCCUCCUCCCCCUGCGCCGCCGCCGCCUCACCACUCUCUGACCCCAGUAGUCCUGCUGCGUCGGAAGACUUCCCCUACGGCACUGGCGACCCCCUUUUCUCCUUCCCUGGCCUGCCCAAAGACUUGCUCCACACCACACCGUGUUUCGUCCCUUACCACUAGGCCCUCUGCAGACACCGUUACCUUCCUCUUUCCCCAGUCAACAGGCAAUAACCCGGAACCCAGCUGCGGCCUCAGGACCCCUACUCCAGGCGGAGGGAGGGAGCGGGAGCUUUCAAAUGGUUGGGGGAUACCUGAGAAGCUUGUUAGGUCGCUGCACCCUCGUUGAGGCUGUCCCUUGGUCUGUUUCUCCAGACUUCAGCAACCCCCUCCUGCCCGCCCUCAGCCUGGCCUUUCCUUUUGCACUUUCUGAACUCCACAAAAACCUCCUUUGUGGCUGGCUCAGAACUGACCCCAGCCACCACUUCAGUGUGAUUUGGAAAAGGGACAGAUGAGCCCCUGAAGACGAGGUGAAAAGUCAAUUUUACAAUUUGUAGAACUCUAAUGAAGAAAAACGAGCAUGACAAUUCGGUUUGAGCCGGCUGACAAUACAAUGAAAAGGCUUAAAAAGGAGACACAAGGAAUGGGCUUCAUGCAUUAUGGAUCCUGACCCCCACCACUAGAGUCGAGCUCUAGGAAGGACCCAAGCGCUUGGUAGCUAUUCAGGCACUGGGCUGGAGGGUACUUUAAUUUAUUCAAGAUACUUCAUUCAUAUGAAAAUGUAUU
Chinchilla lanigera (long-tailed chinchilla) is the source of this 1561-nucleotide messenger RNA. RefSeq names its product neurogenin 1 (gene Neurog1). Gene Ontology annotation, molecular function: protein dimerization activity. Lineage: Eukaryota; Metazoa; Chordata; Mammalia; Rodentia; Chinchillidae. The record is from RefSeq and is a predicted model, not a curated record. The transcript has a single exon. The coding region runs from base 233 to 958 and encodes 241 amino acids.